AUGGAAGCAACGACCGCCCCGUCCCUGGAGGGUACCGAGCCGCAUUGCAUCUUUGCUGUCAAGUGCGUUUGCGUUGCUGUUGGCAGCACCCUCCCCCGGGUGGAGUGUGGUACCUGA
Molecule: messenger RNA, 117 nt
Organism: Colletotrichum abscissum
Lineage: Eukaryota; Fungi; Ascomycota; Sordariomycetes; Glomerellales; Glomerellaceae
Exons: 2
Coding region: 1-117 (38 amino acids)
Source: RefSeq, a predicted model, not a curated record